CCCCCACCCACCCACCAUUCCACUCUCACGCGCCAUCGCCCCCUCCUUCCCUACAUAAACCACCAUGCGCGAGUCAAACCACACCGUCCCGCUCUACAAUCGAGCUGUCAUCGGCAUCUCGCAGAUGAUGUACGACCGACGAGCCCUCGACACAAACUCGACCUUGGCCCUGCUCAACAACCUGUGCCAGCUCACAUACUUGACCUCGACGUCGCCGAGGAUACGAGAAGUUUUGACCAUGGACGGUGGCCUUGAGCGCAUGCUCGACAUUCUGCGUGACUCCUGCCUUCCUCGCGAACCAACGCUGCCGGAUUUAUGGGGUCUGAACGGGCCGUGCACUGCAAGAACCAUCAACGUCGACCGCGCUAUAUCUCUCCGUCACUCGCUCGCAUUCCAAUGUGUGGUUAACAUUGGUGUCCGCGGCAACGAGGCGAUUCGCACACGAGUUGUCCAGGCUGGAGCACUCGACAUUGUGGCGCAGAUCCUCGAAUCUUGGCUCAAGAAGAACGGCAUCGCAAUCUUCUCGUCCUCAGUUGGAAGUCAGGCUUCCGUCGACGCGCUGGCCUCCGGCGCACCAUUGCCUGGAGUAGAUGCCCGAAUUCGCCGCCGCCAGGGAUCGUCACGGCACGCCGGGGCCAGCAGCACGCAUAACAACGCUAGCUCUUCGCGCGAUACUCAUGCCCAGUCAUCUCAAAGCGCCCCAGCCCCACCUUCUCCGCCUCAUGUAGGGGGCCACCCCUCCGACGCUAUCCCGCCCGCAGGACUGGGGGCGUCCCGGGCCGCCGCACCUCCCUCGCAACCCCAGGUUAAUGCCCCGACUCCCUCUCAGCCCGUUCCCAUUCCUCCAGGCCCGUUCGGGGCUGGCGCUCCGUCGCGCGGGCUUGGCCAGUUGAUGGUCAACCUUCUCUCCAAUCGCCUGCAGAACCGCCAGACACAGCAGGAUGCACAGCAGCCGCCAGCACCCGCGCGCGUGCAGACGGGUUCAUCGAUUGACACAGACGUCGAGAUGGCCGACGGCGAGACCGAGGAAGGUGGCGAAACUGACACCGCUGGCGGCGACACAGACACGGGUGCAGACAUGUCUAUGGAUGUCGAGUCGGACGCAAAUGUGGCUGGGCCUAGUGCGACGACAACCACUCCGCGCGCUCGCAUGACGGUCCUCCCCAUGCAGAUCCCACGGCGGUCCCCCGAUCCCCUGAGUGAGGCGGCCAGCGCAGCAACUAGCAAUGCCGCGUCGCUUUCUGGCGAUGAGCCUCCAGCCAUCCCCCGCGCUCGUUCGGACAACAGCCUCGCCACCAACGCGGCUGUGCAGGCUGCUGCAGAGUCGGGCCGUCCUGCGUCUGGUAUGGCGCGACCUGCCCAGCUUGGCGCCGACCCCGGGCAGUCUCUGAUCCACGGCGUUGAGCAUGUCGAGGGCAUGCGGGGGCGUCGUGGGACCGUUGUGGGACGACCGCUGCUUGCAAACCGUGAUCAGCAGCGCGCUGCGGACGAGAGCGAGGUCUCCGACCACAUGCCCGAAACCGACUUGGCUUCAGUCACCGCACUUACAGCUGCCGCGAACGCAGCUAUGGAGGCCGCAGCCGCCGUUCCGAACCAGGAGACAGGGCCCCAGCCUGCCAUCGUUGAGGGACUCGCCGGCUUGGCAAACGAUGAGCCCGACCCAGAGCAGUUGGCUGCUGAGCAGGCCCGAUUCGACAUGGAGGCUGGCGCACCUCCGGGACAGCCAGGUGCUGCGCAGACUCCUCGCGUAACGAAUGCGGACAUGCAGCAACAGCCCGCGGAGCUCGCGACACAGGCUGCUCCAGUACCCCCGGCACAGAUCAUCAUCGCCAACCACGCGCCGCGCGGCUUCCAGGACCUCGCGUCGUAUGUUGGCGUCUCGCUGCUUCUCAACCCCGAGGGCACCAACUACUCGGAGGACAACAUUCUGCUCGCGCUGCAAUUGCUUGCAUAUCUCUCAAAAUACGCGCACGUACGAGCAACAUUCCACCACCCUCGCCGACCGAUGCACCGCACUUUCGACCUUCCCUACGACGAGGAGAGCCCCCUUGCCGAGCGCCCCGCCUACUCAGAGACACCCAACAUCUUCUCUCUCGUGGAGAGAUUUACAUUCCGCCCAUCGCCUUCCGACCCACUCAUGUUCCGCAUCCCCGGCGAGAUCCAGUACUGGGCAGGCGUCAUCAUGCGCAACGCUUGUCGAAAAGACGACGCUCAGGGUGGCAUCCGGCAGUGCGCGUACAUGUCGUGCGGCCGCUGGGAGAAGUUCCCACGCGAGUUCGCAAAGUGCCGCCGGUGCCGCAAGGCCAAGUACUGCAGCAAGGAGUGCCAGAGCAAGGCGUGGAGUGAGGGGCACCGCUUCUGGUGAGUGCGACUGGAAAGCGACUGGCUAACGAUGUAGGUGCAGCUUGCGCUCUGAGCCUGAGCCUUCUGCUGACGCAAACGGUGG
Cutaneotrichosporon oleaginosum is the source of this 2446-nucleotide messenger RNA. RefSeq lists its product as uncharacterized. The record is from RefSeq and is a predicted model, not a curated record. Gene Ontology annotation, cellular component: MUB1-RAD6-UBR2 ubiquitin ligase complex. Gene Ontology annotation, biological process: ubiquitin-dependent protein catabolic process; establishment or maintenance of cell polarity. NCBI's taxonomy places the organism in Eukaryota, Fungi, Basidiomycota, Tremellomycetes, Trichosporonales, Trichosporonaceae.